AUGAAUCCUAGGAGAGCUUAAUCAAGUGGAAAUAGAGCUUCGUCUGCUGUAAAACGAGUUGCUAUGCCGAAUGGGUACACAUUGUACAAUUAGAGUGGGCAGAAAUUUCAUUUGCCCAAUAUGAAGAAGUACUGCAGUUAUAUGAAUGUAAAAGUGCAUCACAACGUUCUAUUGAAGAGGCAGAGAAUAGGGCAAAAACAUCAACAUUAUAGCCAAUGCAUAGCGAAGUAUAGACAAUAGUUCAUCAAAGACCAUAGAGUACAAUAGAAGUAAAAUAAAUUUGAAAAUGAUUUAGACUCCUGCAGUGAUGAUGAAUAAGUACAUCAAUUACAGAAUAGCAUAACCAUAUUCAUGCACAGUGGAUGUGAAUGCACGUUUAUGGGAAGCAAGUAAAAACACAACUAUAGGAUUGAAAAGAGUUUCAUCAGCUGUCAAGAAAGAAGAGACUGAAUAUUAAUAAGAUUGUGAAACAAUUAGUGGUACAUUAAAACCAUAUGAAUUUUUAUCAUCUCUUGGAGGUAAGAUGAUUUCAAAUGAACCCUCCAAAUAAUAAUCAAUUGAUGUUUCUAGAUAAAAUAAUGCACAAUAACCUCGUCCCUAAACUGUAACAUCCAUAGGAAAGAUGGAUUUCACAAUUAUUUAAGAAUAAUAAUAAAGACUAUAAUCUGCUCAAUAAACAUUAUCAAGACCUCCAAUUUCUAAAAGACCAAUGACAUCUAUUUAAAGACCUUAAUCUUAAGCUUUUGAAGUUACUGAAAGCAAAAGAGUUAAAUAAGAUCGUAUUUAAAGUGCUACUCUUGAUGUAUUUCAAAAACCUAAUCAAAAACAUAAAAAAUAAAUCACAGAUAUGAUUGAUUAAUAAGUUAUAAGACCCUAAAGUAAUUGGAGUCAUUAAAGACCUUUAUCUUCAAAAACAACUGCACCAUAAUCUUUCUUUAAAAUAUAUACUAAAUUCACUAAUGUUAGUGCACUUGAUUUACCAUAUGAAGAACUUUUUGAUAGAAAUGAAAGAACUGUUGCAGCUACAUUUGCAAGAUUUGGAGAUCUAGGUUAUUAUUCACCAAUAUAAAGAAUUGGAGUGUAUAUGUAAUUUUCAGCAAAGUUGAAAAGAGAACAUUUACUAAAAAUAAUAGAUUUAUAAAAAACAAUGAGUUCUGCUGAAAAAACAGAUGGAGAAGUUCCUAUAUAAUUAGCUAUUGUAAAUGAAUUAUUUCCAAAAUAAGGAAGAGACAAAACAGGAAUUAAUUCAGGAGCUAAUGAUGCUUUGACUAGAGAACCAGUAUCUUUAUGUUUAUAUCCUGAAUAUUUUGAUGACAAUGAUGAAAAUAUAGAUCAGAUGGAAUUGUCUCUUAGAAAAUUCAAUGAAAUGUUAGCUGAAAUGAAUGGCAAUUAUGAUCCAUCAUUAUUAUGCAAAGACUAUUACAUUCAUAUUGAUAGAGAAUUCUGGCCAGAAAACAUUCUUAAAGAAGUACUUAUAUCAGAAGAAAGAUAUCGUAAUUAUAUAUCUGGAGAUCAUAUAAGAAAUGAUGAAGUUCCAAAAUUCAAAAGAGAAUGGAUUUUAAAUGCAUUCAAUUUGAUUAAACCAGAAUUAUUACGUAAUGAAGAAUGUUCUAGAUUUAUUGUUAAAGAGAUAUUAGAAUUAUUUAGAGAAUAUAUGAAAAGAGCAAUGCUUGAUUAUAUACUUAGAUCACCAGAAGAAAGAAAAAGACUUCAUAUUACAUUAAUUCCAAGAAAUUUCAUAAAUUCAGCUUAAAGAAUUGCUAGAGAAGGAGGUUACAAUAUGAAAUUAUUUCCAGAUUGGCAUGAUUUUGUAUAAAGAGGUAAGGAUUUCUGCAAAAGUAAUCUUACUCUUAUAUCAACUAUCAAUUAAGGAUUGUCUGAUUGGAUCUAAGAUUUUAAUAAUUUUAAAUUAUGUGAUUUAAGCAAAAUGAAAUAAGUAGCUAGAUUAGGUUAUACUUUUACAUUCUAAGAAUUUUAAAGAGUUUAAACAAUCUAUAAAUUAAAUGUACUUUGUCUCUUAGAACAUGUUUGGUUUAGAGGAGUUAUGCUUAUAAUUAAGCUUUAAAAAUUCUUAAGAUAAAAAUAAUAUAAAAGUACAUGGACUAUUACUGGACCAAAAUUUAAAUAAUAAUCUUUAAGAUAAACAAUUCUUGAUAUUAUCCCUGAAGAAGAUUUUAUAGAUGAAGAUAAUGUAAUUUAUAAGGGUGAAGAACAUUCUUGUUAUAUAUCUAUUAAGGAGGCCUUACAAUUUUAUGCUUCUAAAACUACUCAACCAUAUAAUUUUGAUCGUUUUAAAGAUUCAUGUUAAGCACUUAAUGCCUUUACAGAAUAUCAUGUAAUGUUAUAAAAUCCAAAUCCAAUUGAAUCAGACAAAUUGUCUUAAUUUUAAUUAGAGGAUAUCAAGUAAUAAGAAGAAGAAAAACCUUAUAAAAAGUUAGAAAAAGAAUAAAGAAAAGCAAUCACAUCUAAUGCUACUGUUUUAUUAUAAUUGUAGUUGAGAAGUUUCAUAGAUAGAUCUUUAUAACAUUUUGAGUAACAUAUUCUUAAUAUUGAUAUUCCUAAAUAAUAUGAUAUUUAGAUAAGUGAUACUAAUUUUACUAGUUUGAUUUAAGCUUGUUAAAGUUUAAAAGAUAGGGAAUUUAUACCUCCAAAAUGGACUUUACUUUAAUAACCUUAUGAUCCUUUUAUUCGAUUAGAAUUAGUAAUAGAAAAUGAAUUUGUUAAAUUAAAAGAAAAUGAAGAAUCUGUUAAGAAUGAAUUUGUUGAUGCAUAUAGAAGUAUAAUUAUCUCAUUUGAUAAAUUUUUACAUCCAAAAUUUGCUAAAGUCACUUAUAAUCCAAAAGAGACUAUCUAACCAGCUCCAUUAAGAAAUUUUUAAUUUAAUUUUGAUUAAGAUAUGGGAGGUAUGACAAAAGAAGACUUUUAAAGGUUCUUCAAAUCUUUUUGGCCAUAAGUGAAAGUAGAAGAAAAAUAAUAAAAAGAGCAUCCAGAACUAUUAUUGGCAUCUGAAGAAUAGAGAGAAGUUUAUUAAGAGAAAAAAUAUAUGACAGUAGCAUCAACUGAAGAAGGAUGUUAUUUGGCUUAAGAAGCUAGAAUUUUAAAACAUGUUAGUGAACAUUACAAAAGAACUCUUUAAGUUCUUGAAUAUUUCUAAUAGUUUACUUAAUUCUUUAAUAAAGUAUAUGAGAAGGAAAUCAAAUCAUUAAAGAAAGCAAUAUCAAAUGAAGAGUUUAAAAUGUAUAUGGAAAUUCUAAAUAAAUAUAAAAAUUUAUUAGAUAAAAUUCCAUUAACUAUUCAAUUCCCUUUAUUUUAAGUAAAUUGUGAGUCUGUAUGUUAAAAUGUCAAAUAAAUGAUUAAAGAAUAUAAGGAUAGAUUAUUUAUUAAUUUUGAAUCUGUUUUAAUAGAUUAAGCUAAAGUUAUAUCUGAUAGAUACUUACUUAUUAGUACAUACAUAAGAAGAUCACUAAAAACACCAGAAGAUGUAGAAGCUAUGGACAAGUACAUAACAGAUGUUGGUUAAGAGAGAGUAAAGAUAAAAACAAAUACAACAGACAUUUUUAUUAAGGUUAUGUUUUUACUGAAACAAGAUUAUGUUAUUAGUGAAUAAUUAUUAUUGUUAUCAGAAGAAUUGUAUCAUAGACCAGCAUAACUUGAUAAAGAAUUGAUUGAAUAGGAAGAGAAACAUUAGAUAGAGAGAGGUAGAUUAGAAGAGGAACUUAAAAAAUAGAGAUCAUAAUUUGAAGAGAGAGUGGCUAAAUAUUGUGAUGAAAUUCAUAAUCUUGAGACAUUCACAGAAAGAUCAAAAUAUAAAGGAUAUGUUAAAGAUAUAGAAGAAUUUGAAUAGAAAUUAGCAGAAGCUGCUGCUGAAAUGCAAGAAAUAAUUUAAAAAGAAUUAACAUUGUUUGGAUAUCCAUCUCAAUUUGAGAAUUUUGUUAAAUUGUAAGCUGAAAUAUAACCAUAUUCUGAAAUGUGGAAAUCAAUAGGUGUAUAUAUGGAAAAUAAAAAGAAAUGGAUGAAUGGUCCAAUUAUGGAUGUUGAUUAUGGUGAUGUAGAGACUAUUUUAAAGAAUUAAAGAAAGGGGAAUAUUAAACUUAGCAAAAUGUUUAAAUAAAAUAGUAUUCCAUUCAGAGUAUUGGGAGAGUUUGUAGAAGAUGUUGAAGCUAUGAGUUUACAUAGUAAAACUUUAGAAGUUCUAUCAAAUCCAGGUUUACGUGAAAGACAUUGGAAAACUGUUUAAACUAUACUUUCAUAAUCUUUCAAUUAUAAGGAAGUAUCUUUAAGGGAAUUGAUUACUUAGAAGGUAGAUUAAUUUAUUAAUGAAAUGGAAGAAAUAUCAGAAAAUGCAAGUAAAGAAUUCACUCUAGAAAAUGCAUUAGCUAAAAUGAAAAAAGAAUGGGAUAGUAUUAAAUUGGUUGUUUUGAAUUAUAAAGGAAGAGGAGUACUUAUUUUAUAAGGACAAUCUGUAGAAGAAAUUCAAACUUUAUUAGAUGAUCAUGUUAUUAAAUCUUAAACAAUCAGAGCUAAUCCUUUGAUUAAAUUUAUGGAGGAAGAUGCAAUAAGAUGGGAAAAAUUAAUGAUAUUUAUUUAAUAGAUCUUAGAUUUAUGGAUUAAAGUAUAAGGUAUGUACUUAUAUUUGGAACCUAUUUUCAGUUUUGAAGAUAUUGUAAAAACAUUAUAUGAUGAGAGUGAAAAAUUCAAGAAGGUAAGUAGUAAUUGGAAUUUAAUUACAAAGGCUGUUGAAAUGGAACCAUUAGCAUUAAAUUUAGAGAAGAUUCCAAAUUUAAUGGAUAUUUUAUAAACUUCAUUAAAAUUGAUAGAGGAAAUACAAAAAGGAUUAGAGAAUCAUUUGGAGAUUAAAAGAUUAGAAUUUCCUCGUUUCUUUUUUUUAUCAAAUGAUGAUUUGAUUAAUAUUUUGGCUGAGACAAGAGACCCCUUAUUAGUAUAACCUCAUAUGAGAAAGUGUUUUGAGGGAAUUGAAGAAUUAAUUUUCAAUUCAAAUACUGAUAUAUUAGGAAUGAAAAGUGUUGAAAAAGAAGAAGUCAAUUUUGAUAAUAAGGUAUCUCCUAAAGAAUUCAAGAAUUGUGUAGAGAAAUGGUUAUUAAAAGUGGAAGAAGAGAUGAGAAACAGCAUUUCUCAUUUAAUUAGAUAAUGUUAUGGAGAAUUAUAAGAAUUACCAGCUUUAAUUAAAUGGAUUCGUCGAUGGCCUGGUUAAUGUUUAUUGACUUGUGCUUGCAUUAAUUUUACUAAUUAAAUAGAGAGUACUAUAAGAUCAGGAAAGACUCUCAAUAAAUAUGGGAAUGACAGAGUUAAUCAUUUGAAUGAGAUUGUAUCUUUAGUAAGGGAAUCAUAAUAAUAAAAUGAAAGAUAAUUGUUAUCUGCUUUGAUAGUAUUAGAAGUUCAUAAUAAUGAUAUUUUAUAAGAUCUUAUUAAAUUAGAAAUGAAAGAUAUAAGUAUAUUUGAAUGGACUUCUUAAUUAAGAUAUUAUAUGUUAGAAGACACAAGUAUUUAAGUGAAAAUGGUAUAAACAUCUAUUCCAUAUGGAAAUGAAUAUUUAGGAAUAGGAAGUAGAUUGGUUAUUACUCCAUUAACAGAUCGAUGUUAUAGAACAUUAGUUGGUGCAUUAUAAUUGAAUUUAGGAGGAGCACCAGAAGGACCAGCUGGUACUGGUAAGACAGAAUCAACAAAAGAUUUAGCCAAAGCAGUUGCAGUAUAAUGUAUAGUGUUUAAUUGUGGUGAGGGAUUGAAUACUCAUGCAAUGGCCAAAUUUUUUAAAGGAUUAGCAAGUGCUGGUGCUUGGUCAUGUUUUGAUGAAUUUAAUAGAAUUGAAUUAGAAGUGUUAUCUGUUAUUGCAUAAUAAAUCUUAUAAAUAUAGUAAGCAAAAUCAAUGUAGAUUGAAUCAUUUUAAUUUGAAGGCACAGAAAUAAAAAUUCAAUAAUCAUGUAACAUCUUUAUUACAAUGAAUCCUGGUUAUGCAGGUAGAUCAGAAUUACCAGAUAAUUUGAAAGCACUAUUUAGACCAUGUGCUAUGAUGGUACCAGAUUAUGCUCUUAUUGCAGAAAUAUCUUUAUAUUCAUUUGGAUUUGUAGAGGCUAGAGCAUUGGCUAAAAAGAUAGUAGCUGUGUAUAAAUUAUGUUCAGAAUAACUAUCAAGUCAAGAUCAUUAUGAUUAUGGUAUGAGGGCAGUGAAAGCAGUAUUGACGGCUGCAUAAUUACUUAAACGAAAAUCUACAGAAAGAGAAGAUAUUCUUAUAUAUAGAGCCAUAGGUGAUAUCAAUUUACCUAAAUUCUUAACUAAUGAUGUGAUGUUAUUUAAUGGUAUUAUGAGUGAUCUCUUUCCAGAUGUAAAAGUGUAACCAGUAGAAUAUAAGAAUUUAUAAGAUGCUAUGCAUUAGGUCUUACAAUCUUAGAAUAUGCAAAUAGUACCUAAUUUUAAAAGAAAAGUUUUACAAUUAUAUGAAAUGAUUAAUUGUAGACAUGGACUUAUGUUAGUUGGUUAAACUAUGAGUGGAAAAACAUCAUGUUAUUAAGUAUUAGCAUCUACUCUUACUUACUGUCAUAAAAAUGGGUUACAAGAUGAAAGAUGUGUAUAAUAUCAUGUAUUAAAUCCUAAAUCUAUAACAUUGAAUUAAUUAUAUGGAUAUUCUGAUCCUGUUAGUAAGGAAUGGACAGAAGGAGUAUUGGGAGAAAUCUAUCGUAAAUGUGCUACAUCAACUUCUUAGGAUAGAUAAUUUUUAGUUUUUGAUGGGCCUGUAGAUGCAGCAUGGAUUGAAAAUAUGAAUACAGUUUUGGAUGACAAUAAGAAAUUAUGUUUAAUGAGUGGAGAGACAAUUGCUAUGACUGAUAGAAUGACAAUCAUAUUUGAAGUUCAAGAUUUAACAUAGGCAUCACCAGCAACAGUUAGUAGAUGUGGUAUGGUAUAUUUACAACCAGAUCAACUUGGAUGGUUUAAUAUAUUUUAGAAAUAAUUACAAGAAAUACAAAAUAUAGAUUAAAAUAUUAUAAUGAGAAUUUCUGAUCUCUUUGAAACUAUUGUUGAUAAAGCUCAAAAAUUCAUUAAAUAAAAAUGUCAUGAAUAUGAAUCUGUCCCAGAAAAUUCAUUUUGCAUUCAUACUUUAUCAAUGUUAAUUCAAUUAAUUUAAACAUAUCCAGAAGCUAUUAGGAAAUAAUCUGAUCCUAGUAUAUUGAUUGAUGCAUUCUUUAUAUAUUCAGUUAUAUGGACAGUAGGUAGUUCAGUGGAUGAAAUAGGUAGAAAACAUUUUGAUUAAUAUCUCAAAAAGUUAAUGAAGGAACCUCUUAGAAAUGAGAAUAAAAAAGAUGUUGUCAUUAAAAUUGAUAAGCAAUCUCAAAUACCAGAAUUAUCUAAUACAAAUAUUUAUGAUUUCUUUUAUGAUCCUGAAUUACUCAAAUGGAGAAUGUGGAAAGAAUUACUCAAAGAUUCUUAAAUUCCAGAAAACAUAACUUAUUAAGAAAUACUAGUAGAGACAUCUGAAUCUUUAAGAAUAACAGCACUCAUUGAUAAAUCCAUAAAUAGACAUUCUCCAUUAUUGAUUAUUGGUCCAAGUGGAGUUGGUAAAACAUGUUAUAUCCGUAAACAUAUAUCUUAAUUAUAAAACUACUUAAAUAUAUUUGUCAAUUUUUCAGCCACUACAAGUGCUAACAAAACACAAAUGAUUAUUGAUUCUAAGGUAGAAAGGAAAAGAAAAGGUUAUUAUGGACCACCAUUAGGUUUCAUUGGACUUAUUUAUAUUGAUGAUUUGAAUAUGCCUGCCCCUGAUAAAUAUGGUACUCAAGCACCUUUGGAAUUGAUAAGAUAAUUUAUAGGAACCAAAGGAUGGUAUGGUAAUGACAGAUAGUUUAUGCAUAUUUUGGAUUGCAAUAUUAUUGCAUCUAUGGGAUUGCCAGGUGGUGGAAGAAGCUUUGUUUCUUAAAGAUUAUUAAGAUUCUUUUAAAUAGUGUCUAUUGUUACUCCUGACACUAAUAAUAUAGUACAUAUCUUUACUUCUAUUAUUUCUUGGCAUUUGAAUAAUAUUAAAAUAGAAAACACAGAUAAUGAUAUUAGAAAGAGUUUUGGUUAUGCAAUAGAAGCAACAAUUGAUUUAUAUACAUAAAUUAGAGAUUAAUUAAAGGCAACUCCAAGAAAAUCAUGGUAUAUACUUAAUAUGAGGGAUAUUAGUAGAGUUGUAUAAGGUAUGACUUUGGUGAUGAAUUCAAAAGAAUUAUAACUUGAUCAUAAGAAAGUUUAGAGAUUAUGGCUUCAUGAAACUACAAGAACAUUUUUUGAUAGAUUGGAAUAAGUUGAUCAUGAAUAAUAUUAAUUAAUGUUAGCUAAUUCAAUUAAAUUGAAAUUAAGAGAUGAUUUAAAACAUAUGAUUAAACCAUAUGAUGAUGUUGCAACUACUAAAUACAAUAUAAAAAGUUAUGUUUGGUCAGACAUUCUUUCAGAAGAACCUAAUGUUUCAGAAAGGAAAUAUACAGAAGUAAUGUCAUCUACUAGAGUUUAUUCAAAAUUACAAUACUUUUUAGAAGAUCUUAAUUCUAAUACUAAAAAACCAUUGAAUUUAGCAUUUUUUGAUUAUUGUGUUGAUCAUCUCUUAAGAAUUCAAAGAGUUUUAAACAUGACUUAAGGUCAUUUAUUAUUGAUUGGUUUAGGAGGAUCUGGAAGAUAAAGUUUAACUAGAUUGGCAUGUUUUAUUAGAGAAUAAGAAUUCUUAUAAAUUGAAGUAGGGAAAGGUUAUACUUAUGAUUAAUGGAAAGAAACAAUGUAAAAAUUAAUGAUAAAUGCUGGAGCAGAUAAUAAAGAAAUAACUCUUUGUAUUUCUGAUUCAUAAAUAAAGAAACCAUUUAUAUUAGAAGAUGUUAAUAAUUUACUUAAUACAGGAGAUAUUCCUAAUCUAUUUGGAUAGGAAGAUUUCAUUCCAUAAAUAGAUAAAUUAAGAUUGAAAGCAAAGAAAGAAGGUAGAUAAUAAUUGUUUGAUAAUGGAAAUAAUGCUUAAUUUUAUGAUUAUUUUAUUGAAUGUGUAAAAAAGAAACUUCAUGUUGUUAUGGCAAUGAGUCCUAUUGGUGAUACCUUAAGAUCUAGAAUACGUAUGUUUCCUAGUAUUGUAAAUUGUACAACAAUUGAUUGUUUCCAUUAAUGGCCUGAAGAUGCUUUAGAAGCUGUAGCUAGAAAAUUCUUAGAGGAUAUAUAAAUAAAGGAUAGUCAAUAAAGAUUAUUGGUAGCUUAAUGCAAAUAUAUGCAUUCAUCAUUACAAACUAUUAGUGAGUAAUUUAAAUCUCAAGAAGGAAGACACAAUUAUGUUACUCCUAGUAGUUAUUUUGAGUUAUUGAAAACAUUUCAAGCUGUUUUACAUGUAGAAAAAACAAAAUUAGAAGAUACUAGAAAUAUGUAUAAAAAUGGAGUAACUAAACUUGAUUAAACAUAAGAAGAAGUUAAGAGAAUGGAAGCUGAAUUAAUUGAAAAAUAACCUAAAUUAGUUGAAAUGAAUAUUGAAGCCAGUAAAUUAGCAGUUAUUAUUAAAUAAUAAGCAGAUGCAAUGGAACCUAAGAGAUUAUAAGUAUAAUAAGAGGAAGCUAGAGUAUCAGAAUGUGUUAAGGAAGCUGAAAUAAUUAAUUAAGAAUGUGAGAAAGAAUUAUCUGUAGCAAAGCCUAAAUUAAAAUAAGCAGAAGAAGCUUUAAAUACAUUAUCACCUGCAGAUAUUAAUUCAAUCAAAGCUAUGUUGAAACCACCAAUUACUGUUAAAUUAGUAAUGGAAUCUGUUUGUGUUUUAUGUGGAGUUCCACCUAUCAGUAUGCCUAAACCAGAAAAUCCAAAAGAAAGAUUUAUGGAUUAUUGGGAAGCAAGUAAGAAAUUUUUAGCAGACAAGGAUUUCCUAUAAAAACUUAUUGGUUAUGAUAAAAAUAAUAUCAAACCUGAAAUUAUGCAAAAAGUUAGAAAUAAUUAUAUUUCUAAAAAAGAAGAAUAUAAUCCAAAAAGAGUUGAAAAGGCUAGUUCUGCUGCUAAAGGAUUAUGUGAAUGGGUUUUAGCUUUAGAUGAAUAUGAAAAGGUACUCACUAUUGUUAGACCUAAAUAAGAAAAGUAUCUUCAAUCAUAAUAGGAAGUAGCUAGAUUAUAAGAAUCAUUGAAAAUAUUAUAAUAAGAUUUAUCUGUAUUAACAACAGAGAUUAAUAAGUUAGAAUAGGCUUAUUAGGAAACUAUAAAUAAUCAAUAAUAAUUGGAUAGAGAUAUUAAAGAAUGUGAAGUUAAAUUGUAAAGAGCUACAAAGUUGAUGGAAGGAUUAGGAGGUGAAAGAGAAAGAUGGAGUAAAUCAUCAACUAUUUAUGAAUAAAGAUUAAAAUAAGUAUAGGGAGAUAUUAUAUUAUCAUCUGGAACUAUUGCUUAUUUAGGAGUUUUUAGUAAUAGUUUUAGAUAGAAAACUAUAAAAAUGUGGAUGGAUCAUUUAUAAGGUCAUAUGUAAUUCUCUGAAAACUUUUCAUUAUAGAAUAUUCUUGGAUAACCUAUUUUAAUUAGAUAAUGGAGAAUGAAUGGUUUACCUAGUGAUUAAUUUAGUAUUGAAAAUGGAAUUAUCAUGAAUAGAUGUCAAAGAUUUCCUUUAUUAAUAGAUCCAUAAGGACAAGGAAAUAGAUUUAUUAGAUAAAAUGAAAAAGAUAUAAAAUUAGUUAAAUUUACAGAUAGUGAUUUCUUGAGAACAUUAGAGAAUACUCUUUAAUUUGGAUAACCUUUACUCAUUGAAAAUGUAUAUGAAGAUAUUGAUUCAACUAUUGAUUCUGUGCUACUUAAAUAAAUAUUCAAAAAUGCUGGAGUUAUGUCAGUCCGUAUUGGAGAUAACAUAAUACCCUAUAAUAAAUAAUUUAAUUUAUUUAUGACCACUAAAUUAAGUAAUCCUCAUUAUACUCCUGAAAUUAGUACUAAAGUUACAAUUAUCAAUUUUACUAUUACUUAAAGUGGAUUAGAGGAUUAACUACUUGAAAUAUGUGUAAGCAAAGAAUAACCAAAUUUAGAAGAGGAGAAAAAUAGAUAAAUUUUAUAAUAACACAAAAAUAAAUAAGAAUUAUAAAAAAUAGAAGAUUAAAUUCUUAGAGUUUUAAAUAAAGCUGAAAAUAUACUUAAUGAUGAAGAAGCUAUUUAAAUUUUAUAGACAUCUAAAGAGAAAUCAAAAGAUAUUGAAGAAAAAUAAGAGACAUCAGAAUAUACAGAAAGAAAGAUUGAUGAAGCCAGAGUAUAAUACAAACCAAUUGCCAUUCAUGGUGCUUUACUUUUCUUUGCAGUCAUAUCAUUAGCCUAAUUAGAUUCUAUGUAUUAAUACUCUUUAACUUGGUUAUUAAAUUUAUAUUAGGAAGCAUUCAUCAAAAGUGAACCAAGUUAACGUAUUCAAUAAAGAAUAAGUAACAUUAAUAAUAUGACAUUAAAUUUAAUUUAUAAUUAAGUUUGUAGAGGAUUAUUUGAAAAAGAUAAAUUACUUUACAGUUUUAUCAUUUUAAUUAAAAUUCUUGAAUAAAAGAAAUAAAUAGAUUUUGAAGAAUUCUCCUUCAUUAUUAGAUAAAUAACUAUUCCAAAUGAAGUACCAGAAAAUCCUUUCAAAGAAUGGUUACCAAAUUAAGCAUGGGCAAGAGUAUAAGUGUUAAUUAAAGUGAACAAGAAAUUAUCAUAAAUUGUAGAUAGUAUGCGUAAUUUCCCUGAAGUUUGGAUGGAAUUAUUAAACUCACCUGAUGGCCAUUCAAUUAGAUUACCUGAACCUUUUAUUAUCAUCACACCUAUUUAAAGAAUGUGUAUAAUAAAAGCUUUAAGACCUGGUAAAUUGCCUAAAGUGAUAUAAGACUUUGUUUCUUCAGAAUUAGGAGAAAAAUAUACUCAACCUCCAUCAUUUUCUCUUCAUUAAUCAUUUCAGGGUAGUAAUCCCAAAUCCCCAUUAUUAUUUGUAUUACCAGGUACUGAUCCAAUGAAUGCUUUACUUAAUUUUGCUAAAUAGAAAGAUAUAUAAUUAAGAUCUGUUUCAUUAGGUUAAGGAUAAGGUGUUAUUGCAGAAAAGGAAAUCGAAGAUGCAAAAUAAUCAGGAUCAUGGGUGAUAUUAUAAAAUUGUCAUUUAUAUCCAUCAUGGAUGCCAAAAUUAGAAAAGAUUAUAGAGGAUAUAUAAACAUAGAAAAUGCAUAAUCAUUUUAGACUUUGGUUAACUAGUUAUCCUAGUGAAGAUUUACCUGCAUCUAUUGUUUAAAGUAGUGUAAAGAUGACAAAUGAACCUCCAACUGGUAUAAAAUCGAAUCUAUAAGUCAGUUAUUCUAGUGCUCUAUAUUAAUAAUUAGAUUAUUCAAAUAAAAAAUUAUCUAAACUAUUUUAUGCAUUAUCAUUUUUCCAUGCUAUAUUAUAAGAACGUAGAAAUUAUGGACCUAUUGGAUUUAAUAUCUAUUAUGAUUUUAAUCAAUCUGAUCUAUUUAUAUCAAUAAGGUAAUUAUAAUAAAUGGCUGCUGAUGUUUCCAUUCCUUUUUAUGCUUUACAUUAUUUGAUUGGAGAAUGCAAUUAUGGAGGUAGAGUGACUGAUGAAAGAGAUAGAAGAGUAGUUAGAGCACUCUUAGAUGAAUAUUUGACAGAAAAAGUAACAUUAGAUACUUUCUAAAUAUAAGAUUUUCCAAUCAUUGAAGGUUUAUCAUAUGAAGAAUAUAUAAAUCAAUUGAAUAAUCUACCAUUAGUUUAACCUACUCAUCUUUUUGGAUUCCAUCCAAAUGCUGAAAUAAUGAAGGAUUAACAAUAUACAGAUGAAAUAUUAAGAAAAUUGUAAUAAACUUUAGGAUCUUCAUAUACUGAUGGUUAAUAAAAUGAUGAAUCUAAAAAAGCAGAUAAUAUUCUUAAACAAUUAUGUGAAGAGUACCUUGCCAAUUUCCCUAGAAAAUUUGAUAUGGAAAUUGCUAAUGCUAAAUAUCCUCAUGAUUAUAAGAACUCUUUUAAUACUGUUUUCUAAUAAGAAAUAACAAGAUUCAAUAAAUUAAUCUCAAUUAUUUAGUAAUCAUUUAUUGAUACAUUAAAUGCAAUCAAAGGUUUAACAGCAAUGUCUGAUUAAUUGGAGAAAAUUACUUAAUCAUUUCUUAUUGGAACAGUACCAGAAUAAUGGAAAAAAUAUAGUUAUCCUUCAUUAAAACCCCUUGCUUCUUAUUUAUAAGAUUUCUUCAGAAGAAUUAGAUAUUUCUAAAAUUGGCUAGAUAAAUAAAUACCCUAUGUCCAUUGGAUCUCAGGUUUCUUCUUUACUUAAUCCUUCCUUACUGCUGUCCUAUAAAAUCAUGCCAGAAAAUACUCAAUAGCAAUAGACAAAUUAGAUUUUGAUUUCCAAUUUCUUGAAGAGCCGUAAUCUAAUUUUGAAAUUAAUCAAUUACCUCGAUAAGUUAACGGUAAUCUAUUAUCACCUAUAUUCUAGAUGGUACUCUUAUUUUUGGACUCUUUUUAGAAGGAUGUAGAUGGGAUUAUGGUCGAGAAAUGAUUGUAGAAUCUAAUCCAAAAGUACUUACAACCUUGGCACCUAUCAUCUGGCUUAAACCAAUAUAAGGGGAAAUAGACAUUAAAAAUUAAUAUAUUUGUCCUGUCUACAAAACUGCUGAAAGAAGAGGUGUUCUCUCCACCACUGGUCAUUCUACUAAUUUCAUUAUGAAUGUCAAUAUGCCAACUGAAUAAUCAUAACAUCAUUGGGUGAAGAGAGGUGUAGCUAUGCUUUGUUAAUUAUCAGACUGA
This is a messenger RNA of Paramecium primaurelia, 13710 nucleotides long. NCBI's taxonomy places the organism in Eukaryota, Ciliophora, Oligohymenophorea, Peniculida, Parameciidae. The record is from the annotation of a GenBank genome assembly.